GGUGUCCUCUCUCCUCUCCACUCUUGGAAGCAGUCCUCGUCUUGCUCUCCUGCGAGGGCUGUCAACCUAAAACUAGGGUUUUUAUCCGUUUUCUCGAGAAACAAACACACACAAGUGUGUAUACAUAUAAAUAUAUAUGUAGAAAAUGUCUCAGAACGGCAAAUUAAUGCCGAAUCUGGAUCAAGAGAGCACCAAACUCCUAAACCUCACCGUUCUUCAGCGAAUUGAUCCCUUCGUCGAGGAGAUUCUCAUCACUGCCGCUCAUGUCACCUUCUACGAAUUCAACAUCGAGCUUAGCCAAUGGAGUCGCAAGGAUGUCGAAGGGUCUUUGUUCGUUGUUAAGAGGAAUGCUCAACCUCGAUUCCAGUUCAUUGUAAUGAACCGACGAAAUACUGAUAAUUUGGUGGAGAAUCUCUUGGGAGAUUUUGAAUAUGAAGUCCAGGUUCCAUAUCUAUUAUAUCGAAAUGCAGCCCAAGAAGUAAAUGGUAUAUGGUUUUACAAUGCACGCGAAUGUGAAGAGGUUGCAACUCUCUUCAGCAGGAUACUGAAUGCAUACUCCAAGGUGCCUCCAAAGUCAAAGGUGUCUUCAACAAAAAGUGAGUUUGAAGAACUGGAAGCAAUCCCGACUAUGGCGGUAAUGGAUGGUCCUCUGGAGCCAUCAUCAUCAACUGCCUCCAAUGUCGCAGAUGUUCCUGAUGACCCUUCCUUUGUGAACUUCUUCAGUGCAGCUAUGACUAUUGGAAAUGCUUCAAGUGCAGCAAUGGCCGGACAACCAUACCAGUCUUCUGGAAUAAUCCCUCCCCGCCCACCCAGUGUUGUUCCCCCCACAAUACCAACCAUCCAGCUACCCGUCAAGGUACCAUCUCCUUCUCUGUUAACCUCUACUCCUUCGAUACUUCCCGUUGAUGCCCCUGAACCCAGCAGCAUUAGCAAUCGUGCUACUAAUCUUGUAAAGCCAUCUUCAUUUUUUGGUCCUUCCUCUUCUGGGUUGGUUAUGCCGUUUCCUAGACCAUCUUUGCCUACUGCUCCUCCACUUCACCCUCCUACGAGUGUACAACGCCCAUACGGUGCUCCUUUGCUUCAGCCUUUUCCUCCACCCACUCCCCCACCAUCUCUUACUCCGACUUUUAUUCCUACUCCAAACUGUGGGCCUGUUAUUAACAGAGACAAAGUCCGGGAUGCACUUCUAAUACUUGUUCAGGAUGAUCAGUUCAUUGACAUGGUUUAUCGGGCAUUGCUGAAUGCACACCACUCCUGAACGAUUUGAAGAAUAGUUACGACGUGCGAUUUUUGUUAUUGUCAUGCCAAAAGAAAGAACAAGAGAGGAAUUUCAGUCUAGCGUGUAGAUUCUCGUCAACUACAAGUUUGUGUUAUUGUAUAGCAUUCCACUCGUUACUGGGUUAGACGAUGGGAUUACUCUCUUUUUAUUUAACCCGAUUACAUUCUGUUUAUUAAUCGUGUCAAUAUAUGCUUAACUGUAUAUUAAACUCAUAAUGGGAGAUGGCCUUGUUUGUUGAUUUA
Molecule: messenger RNA, 1521 nt
Organism: Cornus florida
Lineage: Eukaryota; Viridiplantae; Streptophyta; Magnoliopsida; Cornales; Cornaceae
Product: mRNA-decapping enzyme-like protein
Exons: 8
Coding region: 146-1258 (370 amino acids)
Biological process (GO): deadenylation-dependent decapping of nuclear-transcribed mRNA; positive regulation of catalytic activity; deadenylation-independent decapping of nuclear-transcribed mRNA
Cellular component (GO): P-body
Molecular function (GO): mRNA binding; enzyme activator activity
Source: RefSeq, a predicted model, not a curated record